AUGAAACUAACCGGCUCACUAUGCAUUCCUUUCUCUCUGGUUCUUUGUCUGCAGGAUUCAAUAAUCCAGGAGCCUCUCUCACCCACCUCCCUGGAAUGGUGCUGCCUGACUGGGCCCGGUGGGUUGAAGGCCGGUCAGGGGCUAGUCUCGGCGAUCUCCCAGUCUCACCAUGCAUGGCAUGGGGUUGAAGCUUUCGGCGGCAAUGGUCUGUCGGUUAUGUUUCUGCCUGACUUUUUUUCUGUCCCGAAUAUAUAGCUUCUGUCAUCCUCUUCCUCAACGUCUCUGUCUUUCUUUCCUCAAACGAAUGUAAAUCACCUCCUCGCUCACCACCAUGAGUGCCACCACUACUGCUGCGUCGGCGACAUCCGCCUCGGCCACGAGCACGGCAACAUGCGUGCCUGUCACUCCGAACAAGAAUGGCUAUGUGCCACCGGGCGCUUGCGGGAAUAUCCUCAUGUACGAGGCGAACUUCGGGGCUGCCGUCUUGUUCUGUGUCUUGUUCGGUCUUACCACUGCCGUGCAUAUUUUCCAGGCAUUUAUGUUCAAGAAGCGCUACGCCUGGGUCGUCAUCAUGGGCGCUCUCUGGGAAUUGCUAUCGUCCAUCAUGGCCGCGCUCUUCGCCAAGCACCAAAACAAAGACGCGUACAACACGCCGCAUACCAUCUUUUUCCUCCUGGCGCCCAUCUGGAUCAACGCCUUCCUCUACAUGACUCUCGGCCGACUGAUCUACUUCUUCAUUCCGGACGGCCGGCUCGGCGGGGUCUCCGCGAAACGCUUCGGCCAGAUCUUCGUGUGGCUGGACAUCAUCUCCUUCAUCGUGCAGUUGGUGGGUGCCGGCUUCACCACCUCGACCGACGCCUCCACCUCCACCACCAUGAUGGGCGUGCACAUUUACAUGGGCGGUAUCGGACUGCAGGAGUUCUUCAUCCUUGUCUUCACCGCGUUUUUCAUUUACCUGCAGCGCAAGAUGACCGAGAUGGAGCGCAACGGGCAGCUGGACAAUGAAAAGGUCGCGCGCGGCAGCGGCUUCGGGUGGCGCUGGCUCUUCUACGCCAUUUAUGCGGCCUUAUUCCUGAUCACCGUGCGUAUCGUCUUCCGCCUGGCGCAGUACUCCCGGGGCACGGACCCGAACAAUCCGGUGCUCACCCACGAAUGGUACGAGUACGUCUGGGAUGCCCUGCCCAUGUUCUUCGCCUUGGUUAUCCUCAAUGUGAUCCACCCCGGUCAGAUCCUGCAAGGCCCCGACAGCGAGUUCCCGCGUGUCAGCCGCCGGGAGAAGAAACAAGCCAAGCGUGAGAAGAAGCAGGCCAAGUUGGCCGAGAAGGAGGCUCGGAAGGACCGCAAACGCCACCGCAAGCACGGCAGCGUCGCCUUUGAUCUGCUCGACGCCCAGGAACGCGGCAACACCCCCCGGGGCUAUGAUGCCGGCUACGAGGCGGGCUAUAAUGCGGGUACUACAGCGGGGGACCGGCCACAGAGAACGUGGUAUGAUCAGCAGGGGAAUGAGGUUAGACGGUGAUUGUGCGAUGGGAUAAGCAAUUUGAUGUGUUAUGAAUCUGAUUCUUGGGCUGAAUGCCCUUUUCUACCGUUUUCCUUUUCAUUGCCGUUGUUAGAAAUGGUCUAUUCACUUUGUUUCUGCGAAAGAUACAAUAUACAGAUAUCCGGGCGGCCGCAAUUCAUAGCGCAAGGGGUGUUUGGGUGAUCAAUAUCUUGGUUUGGGGUCUUUUUCUGUUCUCUGCUUUGUUUUCCUUGUUGAAUAUCCACGUCAUCAGACAGCUGCUGCACAUACUUGAUUGAUCGUUACCACAAAUUUGACUACUCUGAGUGCCACGC
This is a messenger RNA of Aspergillus homomorphus CBS 101889, 1833 nucleotides long. Its product is annotated as RTA1 domain-containing protein. Bases 332 to 1519 code for a protein of 395 amino acids. Lineage: Eukaryota; Fungi; Ascomycota; Eurotiomycetes; Eurotiales; Aspergillaceae. The record is from RefSeq and is a predicted model, not a curated record. Gene Ontology annotation, cellular component: membrane. The transcript is spliced from 2 exons.